This is a messenger RNA of Carcharodon carcharias (great white shark), 2317 nucleotides long. It is a transcript of the gene pwwp2b, whose product is annotated as PWWP domain containing 2B. Gene Ontology annotation, cellular component: nucleoplasm; nucleus. Lineage: Eukaryota; Metazoa; Chordata; Chondrichthyes; Lamniformes; Lamnidae. The record is from RefSeq and is a predicted model, not a curated record. The coding region runs from base 383 to 2170 and encodes 595 amino acids. The transcript has 4 exons.
AGUCAUCUUGCUCAUUAGGCCACUGUGGGGCGUUUGGUGCUGGAAGCUUUAAAGACUUCAAAUGGUGUACCUUCAGGAAACCGUCUACGUGUAGUGUUCAGUCGGUGCAUUCUCAGACAGGAGCUGUGCUCUUAUCACUGAGACUCCAGCCUCGAGCGCCGGGGAUGGGGCGCAUGCGCCUACCGCUCCGCUCUGGGCCCUGUGACUGAGCCCAGCCUUUGAUUGACAGGUGAAGGGCGAGGCGCGGGCACGGGGCCACGCUCGCUCCCGCCGCCACUGCUCCCGCAGCGUCUUCUAUCACUAUCACCACCACCGCCCCCUCCCCCCACCCCGGCCCCUCCCCCUCCCGCACCCGCACCCCGGCAUUACCCCGCCAGCGAACAUGGCGGCGCUCAGCACGGAGCCCGCAGCCGCAGCGGGGCGGCUCCGAGCGGGCGCUCAGCUCUCGGUCACGGUGGAACACGUCGUCAGCGGCACCUUGGUGGUGUCCACCAACUUCGGAGGGAGCAGCUUCACCGGGAUCCUGAUAGACAUGGCCAAGAAGUCUGGUUUAUAUGGUUUACUCCCAAACCAGUUUGCCAAGCAAGAUGAGUUUCCUGCAGAAUCAUGCACCAAUGAAGUCCUUGAUGGUAAAGAACAGGCAGUCUGUCAAACUGAGUCACAGCCCUGCAACGUGCAAUUUCCCAACAUACCAGGCAAAGAACAAGUUUCACCUCUUCAGCCAUUAACAGAAACUGUGCCUUGCUUUCCACCUUAUUGUGAAGGUGUACCUCUACCACAACCAUUAGUAUUGAGACAGACUUACAAUCAGUGGGUGCCCCAGCCACCACCACGGACAAUCAAGCGUACGAAAAGACGCCUGUCAAGGAAUCGUGACCCUGGUAAGCUUAUAAUGAGCACCAUUAGAUUGCGGCCAAGGCAGGUACUUUGUGAAAAGUGCAAAAACACACUAAAUCGGGAGGAGGACGAUGAUGACAAAGAUAGACACAACAGUAAGAAUGAGAAAAAGACUAGCAUGGAGGAAAAUGAAAAGAGGAAACCUGAGAUAAUGUGCUGUGAAAAUAGGAAAAUAAAAAAGGAAAAGAAAGAUGAUAAAUUUGCUGGUGAGCUGGUGCAUCGAAGCCCAGUGAUAAAAAUAUCAUAUAGCACUCCUCAAGGUAAGGGGAAGGUUGUAAAAAUUCCCUCACGGGUACAUGGCUCAAUUGAGCCCUUUUGUCCUAAACGGUUAUUGCAGAAUGAAAGUGUGGACCAGGACAAGAACGCAAAUUGUGAGGAAAUGGAAGUUCUUCCAGAAAAGUCAUUUUCUAGUCCACCUGGAACCAUUCCAAAGCUAAAACUGACUAGGCCUUUGCAUUCCAGUGCAGACAUCCCCCCACCUAGAAUUCGAUUAAAACCUCAUCGACUCAGUAAUGGGGACAGUGUUGCAAUUUAUAAGGCUGAGCUUGUAGAUAAUGUAAAUAGUGAUGUUCAGCCUACAAAGAGAUCAGAUAAUGGCACACUUCAUUCUGAAGAAUCUACAGGAAAGAGUUCAGUUGAGACAUCAGGGAGUUCUGGAGAGGAGGACCAAUGGCGGUACAAAAGGAGUCGUCGAAGCAAGGAUCAAAAUGAUUUGACUGUGUAUUUAAGUUAUAGGAAAAAAAGAGCAGAUUCGUCAAGUUUAUCGGUCUGUAGUAACGAUAGUCUAGAUGAAUCAAAGUCUUCUAGUUCAGAGAUGACUUCGCCAGAAGUAUGUGAUUUUGCACCUGGAGAUGAUGCUUCUGUGUCAUCUUCUUCCAAAGAAGAAAAGACAGUGCCUCCUUUAACUGUGAGACUUCAUACCAAAACUGUAAUGAAAUGUGUAACAGCUGAAGGCAGGACUAUAUCUGUCGGAGAUAUAGUAUGGGGGAAAAUUCAUGGCUUCCCCUGGUGGCCUGCACGCAUUCUCAGCAUUAGUAUUAACAAGAAGGAAAAUGGGGCUCCGCAGUGGCAGGAAGCCAGAGUAUCUUGGUUUGGAUCACCUACAACUUCACUACUUUCUGUAUCAAAAGUCUCCCCAUUUUUGGAGUAUUUUAAGUUGAGGUUUAACAAAAAGAAAAAAGGAGUAUACCGCAGGGCGAUUACUGAAGCUGCCAAGGCAGCUGAUCACCUGACACCUGAAAUUCGAUCUCUCCUUUCACAAUAUGAAACUUAACUGAGCCACAGCAACAGAUAGCUGAAGAUCAGGGAGAGAUGAAUGGAUAUCCUUCCUAUGUUUUAACUGGCUUUGAGCUUCAACCAAUACUCCAUUUUGUAUGGCAGUUAGAUGGCUAUUGGAUCCUGGUGAAUUCUGCCAAGUUAU